Messenger RNA from Vitis vinifera (wine grape), 834 nucleotides. RefSeq lists its product as uncharacterized. NCBI's taxonomy places the organism in Eukaryota, Viridiplantae, Streptophyta, Magnoliopsida, Vitales, Vitaceae. Bases 291 to 710 code for a protein of 139 amino acids. The record is from RefSeq and is a predicted model, not a curated record. Gene Ontology annotation, molecular function: calcium ion binding. The transcript has a single exon.
AUUUUCCUAAAAUAUUUUUAUUUUAUUAUAUUCAAGUGAUAAAUAAUAAUUAAUGCCCAUCUAGAUUUUACAUUUUGCAUUUGGGGUGGAUGGUCCACACAACAACCGGCACUAUUUCACGUGCGAAUACACACGAGUCCCACCACCAAACACACCACGUGGUGGAGGGAGGCCACGCAUUUAUUCGCCACACAACACAAAUAUCUUCUUCCCCUCCCCUCUUCCGAUAAAUACCACCCACCUACUGGCUACUGCCAAAAUUCUCACACCCCACCAACAACACACAAAAAAUGGGAGUGGUGAUAAUAGACGGAUCCACGGUGCGAGACUUCGUUGGCAACGACGCCUUGUUCAAUAAGAGCGUCGACGACCGCUUCUCUGCCCUUGACCUCAACGGCGACGGCGUCCUCUCCCGCUCCGAGCUCCGCAAGGCCUUCGAGACCUUUAGGCUCUUGGAGGCCCACUUCGGCGUCGACGUCGUCACUCCUCCAGAGCAGCUCACCCAGCUCUACGACUCCAUUUUCGAUAAAUUCGACUGCGACCACAGCGACACCGUCGAUCUGGAGGAGUUCCGAUCUGAGAUGAAGAAGAUCAUGCUCGCUAUUGCUGAUGGUUUGGGUUCCUGCCCCAUUCAGAUGGCUCUUGAGGACGAUGAUCAGAAUUUCCUCAAGAAGGCUGCGGAUUUCGAGGCCUCUAAGACUUCUUCCUGAACAACCACCCACCCUCAUGUCCUACCUCAUCUUUACUGCUGUAAUUUAGGGUUCCUUUUCCUUUAUUUUGUAAUCAAAACCUUUUGAUGAGGCUAUCUCAAUGUCAAAAAUCCAUUUCCCCCCA